UGGUUGGGGUGGUUGGAUACCGACGAGGGAGAGUACGGGAAUCCAUGCCACCACAAAAAGUUCUCGAUUGUGGAUUUGUGGCCCGAAAUAUGCCCCACGAAACAUCAUUAUAACUUUCGGUCACAUCAUAGCCAGCAAAAAUUAUUUACGAAAAUGAAACAAUAUUUUUCACCUUUAUACACACAAACACAAGUUUUUCCUUUUAAACAAAUCUUUAAAAUUAUGAUUCAUUAUUAACUUCUACAUUUGUAACGUAUAAAAAACUAUAUUUUCUACCAAAGUUCCAACUGUAAACCAGAAGGAACAUAUAGGGACAUAUCACCUACUUAAAAUAAAAAAAAAACAAACCGAGUAUGCCAUAACAUAAUAUUCCUUCAUAUCCCCUAAUUUCUAAUGCUUUCCUGCUGUCACACAAACCCUCUCUCGUUUCAAAAGUAUAAAACCCCACAAAAACCUCGAUUUCUAUACACCGCUAUCAACCACCAUGUCCGCCGCCGGUGCAUCCUUUCUCUUCCUCCUCCUUUCCACCGUCGCCGCCGCCUCCUCCAUCACCACUCUCUCAUCUGAUAUCGCCGCUCUGAAAGCCAUUAAAUCAUCCAUCAAACCCACCACUAUACCUUCCUACACUUGUUUACACUCAUGGGACUUCACCUCCGACCCUUGUUCUCCGCCACGUGUAACUCAUUUUCUUUGUGGAGUAACCUGCUCCGGCAACCGAGUCACUCAACUCACCCUUGAUCCCGCCGGUUACGUCGGAACUCUCUCCCCACUCGUUUCUCAACUCACCCAACUCAUCACCAUCGAUCUCACCGACAACAAAUUCUCCGGCCCGAUUCCAAGUUCUCUUUUCUUUCUUCCGAACUUGCAAACACUCAACCUCGGGUCCAAUUCGUUCUCCGGCGUAAUCCCGCCGUCGGUUUCUAAUCUUAAAAAGAUUCAAACUUUGGAUAUUUCUCGUAAUUCACUAUCCGGGUCAUUGCCCAACACUUUGACUUCUCUCAGUCAGUUGACUCGUCUCGACUUGAGUUUCAACAAACUCACCGGACCGAUCCCGGGACUCCCGAAAAACAUCAUCCAACUCGCGCUUAAAGGGAAUUCGCUAUCUGGGUAUCUCCAGAAACAAUCGUUUCAAGGGUUGACUCAACUGGAAACAGUCGAACUCAGCGAAAACUCACUCGCCGGAACGAUUCCCGGGUGGUUCUUCCUCAUACCUUCCCUCCAGCAAGUCAAUUUAGCCAAGAACAGUUUCACCGGCGUCGAGAUCUUCAAGCCAAUCGACAGCAACCUCGUCGCCGUCGACCUUGGGUUCAACAGAAUCACCGGCUACCCGCCGACGAACUUCUCGGCGUAUCCUAUGUUAGCCUCCUUGACUUUAAGUUACAACAAACUAAGAGGAAGAAUUCCAUGGGAGUACAGUAAGAAACCGACGUUAAGCAGGCUGUUUCUCGACGGAAAUUACUUAAUUGGGUUGCCGCCAAAGGAGUUUUUCUCCGGCAAGACGUCAAUUUCCGGCAGCUUAGGGGACAAUUGUUUGAAGCUUUGUCCGGUAUCUUCGGAACUUUGCGUGAAAUCGCAGAAACCUUUGUCGAUUUGCAAGCAAGCUUAUCGUGGGAAACUGAAACCGAAGUCAUGAAAAGUCAGUUCAUGUUUUUUCGCUUAAUAUCCAUAAUUUUUUAGUUAGAAUUAAAUAAUGAUUUUAUAUUUUUUAAUAAAAUAUAUUAACUUUGUACGUAUCAUGUUCAUGGAAUCAUAUAUUUUUUUAUUUGUUUAUGUUA
Messenger RNA from Lactuca sativa (garden lettuce), 1775 nucleotides. RefSeq lists its product as uncharacterized. NCBI's taxonomy places the organism in Eukaryota, Viridiplantae, Streptophyta, Magnoliopsida, Asterales, Asteraceae. Gene Ontology annotation, molecular function: protein binding. The record is from RefSeq and is a predicted model, not a curated record.